AGGAAGCGUCCCAUAAGGGGACAAGCACGCGGCCCCUCACUGGUUGCUGGGUCCUGUUUACAGCAGUUUCCACCCAUCCGGAGGACCUGCUCCUGGCUGCUGGGGCCCCACGCCUUUCUUCUUCAUUCACAGCAGCUGUGCCUGGAACAUUCGACCUCCAGACCACUCUAGUUUAACUACAUCCACCUGGCUUCCUCUGAGUCCACUGCCUGCAAGAGCUCAUACUUCUCCAGGCCACCCAAUACCUUCCCCAGGCCGCCCAGCGCCCGCUGGCUGCACCCCACCAGAAGAGAAUGGAAGGACUUCCGAGGAGCACAUAUGGAACUAUGGCUAAAGGCAGUGUAGAAGAUAACCGAAUUGCAUCAUCAUCCUCACUGAGGCUGGUCCUGGUGGGCAAAUCCGGCUGCGGGAAAAGUGCCACUGGGAACAGCAUCCUCUGCCAGACCGUGUUUGAGUCCAAACUGGGGGCCCAGACCAUGACCAGGAGAUGCCAGGAGGCCACAGGCACGUGGAAUGGGAGGAACAUUAUGGUGGUUGACACGCCCUCCAUCUUUGAGGCAAAGGCCAAGGACCAAGAUAUGUAUGAGGACAUCGGGGACUGCUACCUGCUCUCAGUCCCAGGACCACACGUGUUCCUGCUAGUGACACAGCUGGGGCGCUUCACUGCCCAGGACACGGUGGCAGUGAGGAGGGUGAAGGAGGUCUUUGGGGUAGGAGCCAUGAGACACAUGGUGGUCCUCUUCACCCACAAGGAGGACUUAGGGGAUGGGUCCUUAGAUGACUAUGUAGUCAACACGGACAACCACAGCCUGAGGAGCCUGAUCCAGGAGUGUGGGAGGAGGUACUGUGGCUUCAACAACCGGGCCACUGGGGAGGAGCAGAGGGAGCAGCUGGAGGAGCUGAUGGCUGUGGUCGAGAGCCUGGAAAGAGAACACCAGGGCGCCUACUACACAAACAACCUCUACUUUGAUGCACAAAUGCUCAAGGAAGGUAUGGUCAGCACCACUGGACUAGAGUACAGGCGUUACCUGGCCAAGGUGAAAGCUUAUGUUGAAAAGCAAAAGCGAAUCCUGAAGGAGACCCAGGUGUCCAACGUGCUCCUCAGAGUCAGGAAGUGGAUGCGUUCUAACAUUGGGUUAUCUGCUUUCCUUGUGAUAUGCCUUCUGAUUUUUCUUGCCCUUUUAAUUAAGUUGUGUAUUCCUUAAAGAACACUGAGCAUUUUCAGCUGACUUCGACAAUUGGCUUCUUUUUUCCAGACUCACUAUCUGUGUCUGUGUUUGUAAGAAACUUAGGUGCUUUUUGCUGAAGUUCAGUUUUCAUUUCUCUUCCUUGCAUUAGACAUGUCAUUCAUGUUCUCCUAGUGUUUCUAGAUAAAUAAAAUCCAAAGGAAAAUA
This is a messenger RNA of Myotis daubentonii (Daubenton's bat), 1394 nucleotides long. Its product is annotated as GTPase IMAP family member 5-like. Lineage: Eukaryota; Metazoa; Chordata; Mammalia; Chiroptera; Vespertilionidae. Gene Ontology annotation, molecular function: GTP binding. The record is from RefSeq and is a predicted model, not a curated record.